UAUCACCUACCACCCCUCCCUCCAUCUUCUUGCUCUAAUUUCUCAUUGUUUUUUCCAGUCCUGAUGAAGGGUCUUGGCCUGAAACAUUGUUUACUCUUUUCCAUAGAUGCUGCUUGGCCUGCUAAGUUCCUCCGGCAUUUUGUGUGUUUCAUGAAAUAUGUUGUUUUGUGUCAGCAAGACUUUAAAACGACCAUGUCCCAAUAAGAAAUGUGAAAAAUGAAUAAAUAGUGUAAAAAGAGAGUUCACGGACCAUUCAUAAAUCUAAUGGUGGAAAGGGAGACCAGUUCUUAAAUGGUCGCGUGUGGAUCUUCAGGCUCCUGUACUGCACCCCUGAUGGAAGUAAUGAGAAGAGCGCCUGUUCUGGAUAGUGAAGAAUCUUAGUGGUUGAUGAUGUCUUCUUCAGGCACCACCUUUUGAAAAUAUUCUCAAUAGUGGAGAGGCUGGUGGCCAUGAUGACUCUGUAAACCUCUACGGUUUUUUUCAGUCCUGUGUGUUGGAGCCUCCAACUGACAGUGAUGCAACCCAUCAGAAUGCUCUCCACUGUAUAUCUGUAGAAAUUUGCUAGAGCCUUUGGUGAUAUGCCAAAUCCCUUCAAACUCGUAAUGUAUUAUCACCAUUAGUGUGUCUUCAUCAUAAUUGCAUCAAUGUGUUGGGCCCAGGAUAGAUCUUCUGAUGGCCAGGAACUUGAAGCUUCUCACCCUUUCCACUGCCUGAAGAUCCACACACACCGAUUCAGAACCAGCUUCUUUCCCUUCCACCAUCAGAUUUCUGAACUGUUCAUAAACCCACCAACACUACCUUAUUAUUCCUUUUAUUGUACUGUUUAUUUACUUUGUAAUUUGUAAUUUUCAUGUUGUACUGUACUGCAGCUGCAAAGUGAUAUAUUUCAUAUCAUAUAAGACAGUGACAAUGAUCUUCCUUCAGUCCUGAUACUGUACAAGGUUACACAAGAGACUGCAGACUGGAAUCUGGAGCAACACACAAAAUGCUGGAGGAACUUAAUGGGUCAGGCAGCACCUGCAGAGGGAAGUAGACAGUUGACGUUUUGAGUCAAAACGCUCAUCUGGACAUCUGAAUUAUUUUUUUACUACAGAUUACAGCACCUGCAGUCUCUUGUGUCUCGAUAUCAAUACGAUGGUUUGAAUGUGAUUUGAAAACGAUUCCCUAAUUGUGAUGAGCCUAUUCUUCGUUUUUGAUACGGUUUGUGAUUUGUAGAUGAACCCUUUUAUGUAGCAGUGUCUGUCCUUCGCCGUGAUGUAGGCCCUGAUUUUGUAGACACUUCCUUAAGUUCCAGGGACCGGCCAGUAAUUUACUGGCCGGCUGGGGUAAUUCUGCGCCUGGGUGCGAGGCUGCGAUUUGUAGACGGACCCUCUACCGCAUUGCGCAAACGCCCUCCCCUGGACCCCUGGGAUUUCUGCGUUUCUGGCUUGAGCGACGAUCCCUGGGGCCAUGGACCACCCUCCCCCACUACCUCUCUCUCCUCCCCUCACCUCUCCACCCCCUCACUCCUGCACUUGCGCAGUAGGUUUGGGGGCUGCAGCCCCCCUCCCUUCACCGAGUGCCCACCCCUGCAAAAGCGGAGACAGACAAGCACAAUGGAGAGGAAGCGCCCUGGGAUGCCCUCGGCUGCGCGGAUGGCUCCCCAAGGUUCAGCGAUGGGUCCCCCGGGAGCCCCAUACGGAACGGGUCCUACUGUUCGCCCUGGGAUCCCACAACCGGUCCUCGAGCAGACCCGCAAGCGUGCUGCACCGCAGCAGAUGCAACAGCCACAGGCAGCCGUGCAGAGCCGUGCACGCAGUGCCAAGCGGAGGAGGAUGGUGGACAAGAUCCUGCCCCAGAGGAUCCGGGAGCUGGUGCCGGAAUCCCAGGCCUACAUGGACCUACUGGCCUUCGAGAGGAAGCUGGACCAGACCAUCAUGAGGAAGAGAGUGGAUAUUCAGGAGGCUCUAAAGAGGCCGAUGAAGCAAAAGCGGAAGCUUCGGCUGUACAUCUCCAACACCUUUAACCCCGCACGCUCAGACGCCGAGGAUUCAGACAGCUGCAUCGCCUCCUGGGAACUGCGAGUGGAGGGAAAGCUUCUGGAGGAUACUGGGAAACAGAAGAGAAAGUUCUCCUCGUUCUUCAAGAGCCUGGUGAUCGAGCUGGACAAGGAACUGUACGGACCUGACAAUCAUCUGGUGGAGUGGCACCGGACGCCCAGCACCCAGGAGACUGAUGGCUUCCAGGUGAAGAGGCCGGGAGACGUCAGUGUCCGCUGCACCCUGCUGCUCAUGCUGGAUUACCAGCCCACCCAGUUUAAGCUGGAUCCCCGCUUGGCCCGACUGCUGGGGAUUCACACCCAGACACGAUCGGCCAUCGUCCAGGCCCUCUGGCAGUACAUCAAAACCAACAAACUGCAGGACUCCCAUGACAAGGAGUACAUCAGCUGUGACAAGUACUUCCAGCAGAUAUUCGACUGCCCGAGGCUAAAGUUCUCCGAGAUUCCUCAACGGCUGACCAACCUGCUGCUUCCGCCUGACCCCAUCAUCAUCAACCACCUCAUCAGCGUGGACCUCAAUGACCAGAAGAAGACGGCUUGUUACGAUAUUGAUGUGGAAGUAGAUGACCCCCUGAAGUGUCAGAUGAGCAGCUUCCUGCUAUCCACGGCCAACCAGCAGGAGAUCGCAGGCCUGGACAACAAGAUCCAUGAGACCAUCGAGUCCAUCAAUCAGCUGAAAAUUCAGAGGGAUUUCAUGUUGAGCUUUUCCAAGGAUCCAAAAGGCUACAUCCAGGAGUGGCUGAGGUCCCAGAGCCGGGACCUGAAGAUAAUGACAGAUGUGGUGGGGAACCCGGAGGAGGAACGGCGUGCCGACUUCUACCAGCAACCAUGGUCCCAGGAGGCAGUCAGCCGAUAUUUCUACUGCAAGAUACAGCAACGGAGGCAGGAACUGGAGCAAGCCAUGGGUGUGCGCAACACCUAGAUCCUUCCCCCGUGCAACCGCCACCACUGGAAAACACAAAAACACUGCUGUCCCUCAGAAGUCCCCAGCUGCUGAUGGCCCCUGUUUCAGGGGUCUCAGUACCCUUCGUGGCUCCUUCUCCAGCCUCUGCAGCACCAGGCCAGACCCCCACACACCCCAUUCAUCUCCGUUCAGUCCCACAUGCCUGGCACAGCCUGGGAUUAAGUGGGUGGGUAGUCUGGGUCCAUGGUACCACUCAGUGCCCACCAGGUAAUCUCGGGGUGGGAGGAUGGGGUGUUGUGAUGGGUUGUGGAGGAGAGAGGGAAGGACCACACUGGGGGGGGGGCGGGGGUCCAGUCCCAGGCCACUGCCUGGUGUAGUCUGUUCUUCAGCGCAUUGGCCACUGCUGGGGAGAUCAGUUUACUCUAUCCAAUCAAAUAAGCUGAUUGCAGAGCCAAAACCUCACCCAACUGGCCAGGACUAUUGGCCCUUCCCUCUCCUUCCCUGUUACUGCCACCUCACCCCUACGGUUUUCAACCAUCCUCCCAGGCUGGGGUAUGUUUGGGUGGGAGAGGUCUAGCAAGUCAGGGUCUGUGCCAAAUCCUCAUCAGUGUGGGUGUGAGGUGGGUUGAGGUUGACGGGUUAACAGAACUGGUUUGGAGAGCCAGAGGUGACUGAGGGAAAGGUCCUGGUGGCUACAGCUGUCUGUCAUCUCCUGUCCUGGCUGUCAGGUCUCUGGGUCACUCAUGGACAGGCCAGCAGACAUUAAUCAUGUUGACCAGACACAAGCUCCAAGAUCAAACCUGGGAUAUCAGGGCAUGGAUUACUUGGGCUUUGGUUGUUUUAUUCAUCCUGCAGACUUGAGGGGUGGGAAUGGGGGAGGUGUGGUGGUGCAGAGUUUGUGGCUGAGAUAAAUAAUUCAAAACUUGCUGCUAUCCCUGCUCUGGCAGUGUGUGAUGAGAUGGUUUCGAGGGAGCUUCACUCUGUGUCUGACCUGGGUGUGUGUAAUGGGAUGGUGUGGAGCAGAGGUUCCUGACCUGUUAAUCAGUUAAUAGUAAGGCUCCACAGCAUAAAAAGAGAUUGGGAACCCCUGAUGUGGAGGGAGCAUCACUCUGUGUCUCACCCUGGGAGUGUGUGAAGGGAUGGUGUUGAGGGAGAUUCGCUCUGUGUCUCACCCUGGGAGUGCGUGAAGGGAUGGUGUUGAUGGAGAUUCACUCCAUGUCUCACCCCAGGAACGUGUGAUGAGAUGGUGUAGAGGGAGCUUCACCCUGUUUAAUCCUGGGAAUUUGUGAUGGGAUGAUGUAGAGGGAGCUUUACUUUGUUUCGAUCCCCUUCCCAGGGAGUGUGUGAUAGGAGAUCAUAGUGGGUUUUACUUGGCAGUAAAACUCUGAUAAUCCAUUAUUAUCACGCCAGACCAGCAGGUUUUCUGGACUGAUGGAUGUUCUUCUAUUAAGUACUGUUCUUAAUUUAAUUUCUCUGUUUUGUGUUACCCAGUAGAAUAAUAAAUUUCCCAGUGAACCCAGUAAGUUUAAAGGAAUUGGGAAAUAUACAGCUGUUGAGACCCUGGCUCUGAUCCCCCAAAGUUUUUGAUCCUGGAUUCCAGCUCCCAUAGUCCAAACCAUGUCACCAGCUCACACUCUGAACUACUGAGUGAGCCAGAUGCCAAACCAUCAGGAAUUUCGAACAUUCAGAUUCCAGAUUUAGAGCAACAAACAGCAGCUGGAGGAACUCAUUUCAGAAGAAGGUUUUGACCUGAAAUGUUGCUUGUCCAUUUCCCUCCAGAACCACUGAGUUGCUCCACAUUGUUUGUUGCUCCAGGUUCCAGCAACUGCAGUCUAUUGUGUCUCCAUUUUACUGCUUUGGGAGCUUAACUCUGAAUCUUACUUUUUAUCUGACAAUUAUGCUGGACGUGUGUGUGUGUCUGUGUCUCUGUCUUUGUGUGUGUGUGUGUCUGUGUCUUGUGUCUUUGUGUGUCUGUGUCUUUGUGUGUGUGUGUGUGUGUGUGUGUGUGUGUGUGUGUGUGUCUGUGUCUGUGUCUGUGUAACAAGGCCAAUGAAAGCAGGGAGAGUGCAUACACACAGCCAGUGGUGGAAGUCCCUCUGUGUAAUGUGGGGACCAUUUCUGAUUAUUGGCUCAUCUAUGUGGCACCUGAUCUUGAGGAGACUUUGUGGUCUGCUUUAGUAAUUCCCACUGGGCUGAGGUUAGCCCAGACAAGAUCACUCCAUGCACUAGAGCUUCCUCAACACCCACAGAGGCUCAGGCUGUACUGAGGAGCUGACCUUGUCCCAGACUCUGAAAAGAUCUUGGUAGAAUACUCUCAGAGUUAUACAGUACGGUAAGACUGACAUAGAACAUAGAACAGUACAGCAUAGGAAUAGGCCAUUCAGCUCACAAUGUUGUGUCAAGUCAGCUAAAAAGCAAAUUUAAAACACCCAAACACUAAUCCCUCCUAUUUACACAAUGUCCACAUCCCUCCAUCUUCCUUACAUCCAUGUGCCUAUGCAAAUGUUUCUUAAAAGCCUCAAGUAUUUGCCUGUACCAUCGUACCAGGCAGCACAUUCCAGGCACCCUCCACUCUCUGAGUAAAGAAACUUUCCCUUCACAUCCCCCUUGAAUCUACCCCCUCUCACCUUCAAUGCAUGCCCUCUAGUAUUAGACAUUUCAACACUGGGAAACAAAUAUUCCCUGUGUACUCUAUCUAUGCCUACCAUAAUCUUAUCAAUCUCUAUCAAUCUCCCUUCAGCCUCCGACACUCCAGAGAAAACACCCCAAGUUCAUCUAGCCUUUCAUGUUAGCACAUUCCCUCCAAACCAGGCAGCAUCCUGGUAAACCCUGCACCCUCUCCAGACCCUCAACGUCCUUCCUACAUGCAAUACUCCAGAUGGGGCCUAACCAGAGUACUGUCUCCUUGCAUUUGCCCUACUGAGGUGCAACACCUCAUAUUCAUCUGGGUUAAGCUCCAUCUGCUAUUUCUCAGCCCAUUUCUGCAACUGAUCUACUGUAUAUCGCUCUGUAUUCUUUGCCAGUCUUCUACAUUAUCCACAGCUCCACCAAUCUUGGUAUCACCCGCAAACUUACUAACCCACCCAUCUACAUUUUCAUUCUGGUCAUUUAUGUACAUCACAAACAUCAGAGGUCCCAGUACAGAUCCCUGAAAUAACCACUAAGUAUAGACUUAUAGCUCGAGUAAGUCCCUUCAACCACUGCCCUCUGUCUUUUAUGCGCAAGUCAGUUCUGAACCCAAACAGCCAAUUCACUGUGGACCCCAUACAUCUUAAUCUUCUGGAUUAGCCUCCCAUGAAGAAUUUUGUUAAAUGCUUUAUUAAAAUCCAUAUAGACAACAUCCAUUUCCCUACCCUCAUCAAUCUCUUUUGUCACAUUAUCAAAAAACUCAUUCGAAUUGGUAAGACACGACCUGCCCCACAAAGCCAUGCUGGGUCUCCCUAAUUAGGCCAUGGGUUUCCAAAUGCUCAUAUCCCUAAGAAUUUUCUCCAGCAAUUUCCCUACAACUGUCAUGAGACUCACUAGUCUAUAGUUCCCAAGAUUUUUCCUUGUUCCUUUCAUUAGCCACUCUCCGAUCCUCUAGGACUUCAUCUGUGGCUAGAGAGGACAUGAAGAUACUGGUCAAGGCCCCAGCAAUCUUGUCUCUUUCCUCCUUCAAUAACCUGGGGUAAAUCCUGUCAGGCCCUGGGGACUUAACUCAUUUAAUACUAAUUUGGAGGCCCAACACUUCCUCCUCCUUGCCCUACGUAUUUAUUCACUCAGCACUGAUCUCCUGGUCCUCCAUAUCCUUUCCCAUGGCAAAUACUGAAGCAAAGUACCCAUUAAGUACCUCACUCACGUUCUCCGCAUCCAAGCAAAUGUUUCCUCUUUUAUUCUUGAAUGGCCUCAUCCUCUCAUUAGUUAUCCUCUUGCUUUGAAUGUAUGUAUAGAAUGCCUUGGGAGUCACCUUAAUCCUACUUACCAAGGAUUUUUCCUGGCCCCUCCUGGCUUUCCUAAUUCCCUUCUUUAGUUCUUCUCUGGCUUCUUUAUAAUCCUCAUGUGCUUCAUUUGAUCCUGACUUCCUAAGCUUUACAUACUUUUCCUUUUUCUUCUUGGCUAAAUUCAUCACCUCUCUGGACAUCCAAGAUUCUCUUAUCUUUCCAUCCCCAUCCUUCCUUAUAACAGGAUCAAACCUUUCCUGUACUGUGUGCAAUUAAUCUUUAAACACCAGUUUAUAUUAGGGAAGUUGAAAGCCCCCAUGACUACAACCCUAUUAUUUCUACACGUUUCCUUAAUCUGAUUACAUAUCUGUUCCUCAAUGUCCCGGUGGCUGUUGGGAGUCUGUAGUACAAUCCCAUCAGUGUGAUGCACCCUUCCUAUUCCUGAGUUACACCCAAAUGGACUUGGUGUCUGAUCCCUCCAUUCUGUCUGCCCUGAGUGCAGCAGUGAUAUUGUCACUAAUGAGUCGUGCAACUCCACCCCCCACCCCUUUUACCUCCUCCUCUAUCUUUUCUAAAACUUUGAAAACCUGGUACAUUAAUCGCCCAUUCCUGCCUCCUUCUCAAGCAAGUUUCAGUAAUGACACAACAUUGUGGUUCCACGUACUGAUUCAUCAUCUUUUCCCGUAAUACUCCUCACAUUAAAAUAUACACACUUCAAACUAUCCAACCUAUCAUGUUACUUCAAUUUGGCCUUUCAGUACUUUCCCUGACAUCUACCAGGAACUCUGUACUGUCUUGGCUAUGCCUCUCGCAAGGGUAAUAGGUCCCCAGUCCACACCAACUGGUAGGAUGGACUCUGUUCAGGUUCCUCUGCCAGGUCUGAAGGUGGUGGGUGGCAGACAGGCUGUGGACACUUGAGAUCCUCUUCUGUGUUCUCCCCCUGCGCCUGUUCAGUAAAGACCAGGCAGUGGGACAGGGUGACAUGGUGUCCUGUAGGUUGAGCAGGAGAAGGGUGAUCCUCGAUCUCCCUUCCAUGAGAUGAAGAGAGGGGAGGAGCUCCAUGGAACAUAUGGUGGUUUCUAUGCAUUCCACCUGUAGCAGGCCCCGGCCACAGUCACUCCUUGUCCUGGGCUGCCACCCAGCCAUGGGAAGCAGCAUAGAAACAGGCCCUUUGGCCUAACGUCCAUGCUGACCAAGAUGUCUUUCUGAGCUACUCCCAUCCACCUGCAUUUGACCCAUAUCCCUUAAACUCUUCUAUGAACCGGUCUGUCUUUUAAAUGUUGUAAUUGUACUUGUUGUCAGUGUUUAGGACAAUGGCAGGUGGAAGAUUUAUCAUUUUGCAAUUGUAGUUUUCAUGGUACCAAGCUUCCUAACUGAAUCCAACUCAAGGCAAUGGCUCCUGAUGCAAUAAAUCACUGUGGAUGCAGUUUAUAAGUAAUUUAUAUUCAGUCCCAAGAAUUAAUGCUUAACAAAUAGAAUAGCCUUGGUCUGUCUUUCCAAAUGACUGCACGUGCUCUCUCUCCCUCCUCCUGACUACAAAUCUCCUUACUUUUGGCCUGCUCUUUCUCAGAAUCUUUUUUUUUUGAUUUUCUGAGAGUCUCCCAAACUUCCUUAACCCUGUUCCUUCUAUGGGACACAGACCAAUCAUCUAUAAUUUGUGAGAAAUGUUGUUAGCUUUGGUGGCAUGCUUUUCCUUGCUGUUUUAAGAUCCUCUUUGUUUUCUCUAUCUUUUCAUCAGUGUUCAGGCCCCAAGUUUUACUUUGUUAGCAAGUUUCUCAUCGAUUUAAUAUUCUCUUCCAUGCUGUCUGUCUGCUUUGAACACAGCCACACUGUCUAAACCACUGCCCUGACCUUCAUAGUCUGGAAGUUUUAAACUUAAUUCUGUUUCAGUACAUUCAUUGCAAUUCACAUCAGUUUUGAAUUCACUGGCAUUCUUUGUUCUUCAGCCUUCUGCCAUAUUGGCAGAACAACAUCUGCAAGUCUGUUCUGUUAGAGAGUAUAGCACAUAUCUCUGGACUCACGAGUGUGGGUAUAUGUCACAAUCAUGUUUGGUUGUUGAUGAUGGAACCACAUGAGCCAUUGCAGCUCUGCGAGAGGACCUCACAGGGGGCUGCGGUGGUGUGAGAGGGUGUCACACUGGAGACUGAGAUCCACAAGCAGGUACCUCUGAAGUAGUGAGAGGUUGAGAGCUGUCAGGGCUGGGACAUAGUGGAAGGUGAUGGAUGACAGAUCCAGCAGUGAUCUGGGGGGUGUUCAGCUAGAGUAGGCAUCCUCCUCUGGCUCAACUAAAAACUUCCCACAAGUUUGAGGUACAAACUGUUCUUCAGCCAGACACCUCCAGCGGACCAGUGCUUGGGAAUGGGAUGAGGUGGGUGGGGAGGGGGUAAGGUUCGAUGACAAACCAGGGAGAGACUCAAUGCACCCAACUUAAUUCUGUGGGACAGAUUGUUGAGGGAGAACUCAGAGCACUGGCACUGGCAACUAUCUUCUUUCAGUGGGAUCUCCCUUCCUGUCCAGUAGCCUUGUUCCAAACAGGCUCGCAUUUCCCUGCUACUGCCAUAACAACAUAACCUGCAGAGGGUUGCACAAGUGGGACUGAGCUGAUCUAGACCCGAUUAGUGAAAGUCUCCUGCAUUCACUGGGAUGUGUG
Molecule: messenger RNA, 9512 nt
Organism: Mobula hypostoma (lesser devil ray)
Lineage: Eukaryota; Metazoa; Chordata; Chondrichthyes; Myliobatiformes; Myliobatidae
Gene: smarcd3a
Product: SWI/SNF related, matrix associated, actin dependent regulator of chromatin, subfamily d, member 3a
Exons: 13
Coding region: 1596-2960 (454 amino acids)
Biological process (GO): regulation of transcription by RNA polymerase II
Cellular component (GO): SWI/SNF complex; nucleus
Molecular function (GO): transcription coregulator activity
Source: RefSeq, a predicted model, not a curated record